AUGGAAGGAGAAUCUUCAUUUAUUAGCCGUCAUGUCCCUGAAUUGGAGAUUGUUCUUUACCGUUCAGUACCUGAUGAAGGAAAACAACCUCUUUUCUUUGAUACUACUGCAUGCCUCUUUAAUGAAUAUGGAGGACAAAUUGAUUAUGUGGGUGUUGGUAGGACGACGACAAAUAACAAAGGACUUUCUCAUAAACCUCAUACAGUGCUUGUUGUUGAUGCUACUACUGAAGUUGCUCAUAAUUUUUUAGAGCCAGCUGGAGGACCUUCAGUAAUAGCUGGUGAUAGCGUUCUUGUGAAUUUUAAAAAAAUUGCCAUGUGGAGUGGAGUGUCUGUAUGCGCUACAUUAUUUACUCCAGACAUUUCACUUAGUGAGGUGACUGAUGUAUAUUAUGCAGUGAGAAAACCAGAUGCUUUGGUGCCAUUGGCUAUUAUUCCUGUUACUUCUGGAGAUUCAAAACGUAAUUCAUGUAUUGCAUUUAUGAUAAGAAAGAUAAAACUAAAUACAGAAACAGGAUGGGAACUUGUUCGAGUAGGAGAAACACUUCAAGAGCAAGAUGUUAAAGGUGUAGUAGAAGCUAUGCAAAAUCGAGGUUUGGUAGAUCCUAUAGGCUACAAAUUUGAUACUUCUCGUGGUUUGGAUUACACAACUGAGAGUUGUAGUGAGAAUAGUUCUUUUGAAGAUAUUGAUGAUGAUGACGAUGAUGAUGAUGAUGAUGACUUUGUUGAAGUAAAAAUUUCUCGUGCUGAUUCAAAAGAAAGUCUUGAACGUUUGUUAGUAAAUGUACCACGUGUAACACGUGAAGGUAGACGACAAUACACUGUUGGACGUUCAACUCUUAAUACUGUAGCUGAAUCAGGUGAUAGUUCAGAUGAAGAUGAGAUAAUGGAAGAUGCUCUUCGGGCAGUUGUACCUCGUUAUACUAGUGCUUGCCCUGUUCGUUAUGAAGAAAAAACAUAUAAUGUGGGUUCUCGUGAUGAGACAUUAGCAAUGCACUAUGUAGAUCAUCGUGAGGAAUAUGGGUUAAGUAAUGCGGAAUCAAGAUUAUCUAGAGUUACAGAGUUACCUCCUGUUUUUUCACUUUCAUCAGCACAUUUACAUCGUUUAUCUUAUGGUGAUACAGGAAUAAUUCGACCAGCUGCACCUCAUGAACUUUUAUCAUCCAUGUAUUCUGCACUUUGUGGAAAAAGUAGCCUUAGAAGACGUAGUGGUCGCUCACCUUCAGAGGCACGUUUAAGUUCUUCAAGACGAGGUAGGCGUAGCUCUUCUCGACGCCCCAAAGGAAGGGGUAGACGUAGUAAGAGUAGGAAAUCUCGCUCUCGUAGUACUAGUGCAAAACGUAAAAAUAAAGGAGGCCGCCGUAAGAGAACUAACGCUUCCAGGAGGAGGAAGUCGCGAACGUCCAGUGCGGCAAAAAGACGAUCUUCUUCUUCUUAUGCUAAGAGUUGA
Molecule: messenger RNA, 1449 nt
Organism: Trypanosoma theileri
Lineage: Eukaryota; Euglenozoa; Kinetoplastea; Trypanosomatida; Trypanosomatidae
Exons: 1
Coding region: 1-1449 (482 amino acids)
Source: RefSeq, a predicted model, not a curated record